Messenger RNA from Fonsecaea multimorphosa CBS 102226, 546 nucleotides. RefSeq lists its product as uncharacterized. The transcript has a single exon. The coding region runs from base 1 to 546 and encodes 181 amino acids. Gene Ontology annotation, molecular function: catalytic activity. The record is from RefSeq and is a predicted model, not a curated record. NCBI's taxonomy places the organism in Eukaryota, Fungi, Ascomycota, Eurotiomycetes, Chaetothyriales, Herpotrichiellaceae.
AUGGCCGAAGAAAUGCCUCACCCUACCAUCAAGGUAGGCAAUCAUGAGGCUUACAUGGAAUAUGCUCUCGAGAAGGCACGACUCUCACCUCCAGCACCUACAAAAUUCUGUGUCGGAGCGGCCCUUGUCGACGGCGACAGUGGUGAGAUUCUGUCGACAGGUUACUCAUUGGAAUUGCCCGAUGAUAGACCAGGAGACCCUGGCUCGACACACUCUGAACACUGCUGCCUCAUCAAAGUCGCCGAGCGACACAACGUCCCAGAUGAUCAGGUCGGCAAAGUAUUACCCGAGAACACGGUUCUUUACACGACCAUGGAACCAUGCAACGAGCGGCUGAGCGGCAAUCGAACUUGCGUGGAGAGAAUCCUCGCGCUCAAAGACAAGAUCAAACUGGUCUAUGUGGGCAUCACAGAACCUGGAACAUUCAUCGGUGUCAAUGAAGGCAGAAAGCGGCUUGAAGAGGCGGGUGUCGAGGUCAGACAAGUUGAGAAUCAAGAGCUUCGAGACCGGAUAUUCAAAGCCUCUACGGCAGGACAUGAUCAAUAG